Molecule: messenger RNA, 360 nt
Organism: Aspergillus fischeri NRRL 181
Lineage: Eukaryota; Fungi; Ascomycota; Eurotiomycetes; Eurotiales; Aspergillaceae
Exons: 2
Coding region: 1-360 (119 amino acids)
Source: RefSeq, a predicted model, not a curated record
AUGGACACGGGCCGUCGCUCGGUCACGGACCCCGCGAGCACCGGCCUCCGAGCCAAGGCGAAUCACAUCUGCCCCGAUUCCAGCCUGCCGCCAAACCUCAAAGCCCACGCCACUGCUGACAAUAUGAGUUCUGAGGAGAGGAUUGGACAAGCCGAACCAGAACGAUGGGUCCCUUGCCACCACCGCCACGCUCAUGGAAAGCCUGUGUAUGUGGAUAGUGUCAUUUUGCAGACCUUGCAAGACUCUCCUGGCUGGGCUCAAGAGGGCGCAUUGCUUAAUUAUGCACCUAACAGCUUUGACCAUGUCAACCAGACUUUCAAGGACAGCACAGCUUGUUGGUACGCUACACUUUUGGUUUAA